Messenger RNA from Penicillium concentricum, 1098 nucleotides. RefSeq lists its product as uncharacterized. The record is from RefSeq and is a predicted model, not a curated record. Gene Ontology annotation, molecular function: transaldolase activity. The transcript has 6 exons. Gene Ontology annotation, cellular component: intracellular anatomical structure. Bases 1 to 1098 code for a protein of 365 amino acids. NCBI's taxonomy places the organism in Eukaryota, Fungi, Ascomycota, Eurotiomycetes, Eurotiales, Aspergillaceae. Gene Ontology annotation, biological process: carbohydrate metabolic process; pentose-phosphate shunt, non-oxidative branch.
AUGUCUGACCGUACCUUGCUUGAGAGGCUUGAGAAGCUUUGCAAUGUCGACGUCGACGACGUUGAUACUGCGCUUAUCACUUCUUUACCGUUCAAACCUCACAAUCUUACCUCAAAUCAACAAGUGAUCUGCAACACGAUGCUUGCGGACUCAAACCGCGAGUUGCUUGCAAGAAUGGCAGAAAUGUACGGCAAUGAAGGUUGGGAGGCUGUAUUUGACAGAAUGGCAGUACAACUCGUCAAUAAUAACCUUGAACACAUAAAGGGCCGCGUUCUGCUACAGAUUUCCCCUCGGCAUAUUAACAAUAAAGAUGCCAUAAUCCAGCACUGCCACCGACUUGCGAAGUGCUUCCAGGAAGCAAGCAUUCCGAAUGACCGAUUCGCCAUCAAGCUUCCAUUCACAGGUGCUGCUGCGUGCGCUGCGGCGGAACUAAACCGUGAUGGAAUUAGAACUCUUGCGACGUCGGUUUUUGGGCUGGAGCAAGCCAUCGCUGCGAGUCAAUCGGGCUGUCUGUUCAUCAGCCCGUACUAUAACGAGAUCGCUGCAUACUCGGACUUAUCAUUGUGGACAGACACACCGGAUCCAGCACUAGAGCAUCCCAUGUCGGCUCGGGUGAUUCAAAUUCUUGAGGCAUAUGCCAAAUUUUACAGCAAAACAGGCAAAGAGCAGCCAAUUAUGGUGAUUGCAAGCAACCUAAACCCUAUCGAGGUCAUGGCCAUGGCUGAGCUUGGCUGUCAGCAUGUCACCAUUACAGGGGGGAAUAUGAAAGCUCUUCUAGAGACUCCUGAUAGCCUCCCGCCAGUUACCACAUCGAAGCCGACCCAUCCGUAUGCGGGUCUCACCACAGCGGAGAGAUUGAAGUGUUUGUCGCGCGUCGAUUCACUUUCCCCAGCGGGCUGGAGGGAUAUCUUGGCGUUAGGAGCAACGGAUUAUCUCGCAAACAAUGGAAGUGCCCUGGAUCAAGCUAUAAAAGCAGAUGGGUUUGUAGCGAAGGGCAUUCAAGAUGCGAUGGAUUGGUUCAUCGAAGCCGAGGAAAUUGCAAAGGAGGCUAUUGAAAGGGAGAUCUUAUUGAAGAAGGAGUCUGUCGGUGUGCACUAA